Messenger RNA from Drosophila willistoni, 5115 nucleotides. RefSeq names its product rho-associated protein kinase 1. Bases 776 to 4915 code for a protein of 1379 amino acids. Gene Ontology annotation, molecular function: small GTPase binding; ATP binding; Rho-dependent protein serine/threonine kinase activity. Gene Ontology annotation, biological process: cortical actin cytoskeleton organization; peptidyl-threonine phosphorylation; regulation of cell junction assembly. The transcript has 10 exons. NCBI's taxonomy places the organism in Eukaryota, Metazoa, Arthropoda, Insecta, Diptera, Drosophilidae. The record is from RefSeq and is a predicted model, not a curated record. Gene Ontology annotation, cellular component: cytoskeleton; cytoplasm.
UAUUCCCGGUCACACUGCAUUUGAGAGUAUAGCGUAGAAAUUUACAAUUACAAAGUAGAAAGAAAAGUAGAUUUUUUUUUGUUUGCGAAAUAUUCGUUUUCUAUUAGACAGCAAGAAAAUACGGCUGCAAGGCGAGUUCUUAGAAGAAGCAUUUAACUUGAAAUUUGCAAGAGCCAGCAGAGAAAUACCGUGGGAACGCCGUUAGUUUGCGGUGGGCCCCUUCUGCUGGUGCUGCUGGUGUGUGUGCGUGUAUGUUAGUGUGUGCGAGAGAGUGUGUUUGUGUGUUUUGUUGUUGUCCCUCCUCCUCAUCCUCCAGCGGAUGUGGAUGUGGCGUUGGCGGGCGCAACACGCACUCGUAUUUACCUCCCCCCCCAAUACAAAUUAAACAAAACGCGCAACAAAAUCAAAAAAGAGAAUCCAUAAACGGCAAACCACCAAUCCUAGCCAAAGGUGGAACAACUCGUUUGAGCUGCAAUCAACAGCAAAGCGACGCUCGUGACCUCAUCGCCAACAGCAGCAGCAGCAACAACAACAACAAGCAGAAGCAGCAACAGCGGCGGCGGCAACAAGUCAAAGCCAGCAGUGGGAGCGGGAGCUUGGCGCGUGCCUCCCCCAAAAAAUAUAUAUUUUAAAGGGGGGUUAAAAAAAAAACAAACCACGCACAAGAAAAAAACCCUUCUCAUAGUUACAACACGGUCACAAAAUCAACAGUUGCAUGCAAUCAUCAUUAGCGUACGUCUUCUAGGAAUUCUCAGCAGCAAGAGCAGCAGCAGCCAUGGAUGUGGAAAGGCGGCGUCGAGCCAACACGCUCGAGCGCGAGAUGCGGGAUCCGAGAAGCAUUUGUAAUGUGGACUGCCUGUUGGAUACGGUAUCGGCUCUGGUUAAUGAUUGUCAACAUGAAUCAUUGAAGCGUCUCAAGAAUAUUGAGCAAUAUGCAGCCAAAUAUAAACCACUCGCCCAGCGGAUCAAUCAGUUGCGAAUGAAUGUGGAGGAUUUUGAUUUCAUUAAACUAAUUGGUGCCGGAGCAUUUGGUGAAGUGCAAUUGGUUCGCCAUAAAUCCUCCAGUCAUGUGUAUGCCAUGAAACGUUUGUCCAAAUUCGAGAUGAUCAAGAGAUCCGAUUCGGCCUUCUUUUGGGAGGAGCGUCAUAUAAUGGCUCAUGCGAAUUCAGUGUGGAUAGUCCAAUUGCAUUUCGCGUUUCAAGAUGCCAAAUAUUUAUAUAUGGUCAUGGAUUUUAUGCCAGGCGGUGAUAUUGUAUCACUAAUGCGUGAUUACGAGAUCCCAGAGAAGUGGGCCAUAUUUUAUACAAUGGAAGUUGUCCUAGCCUUGGACACCAUACACAAUAUGGGCUUUGUGCAUCGUGAUGUCAAGCCGGAUAAUAUGCUACUGGACUGCUAUGGCCAUUUGAAAUUGGCUGAUUUUGGUACAUGCAUGCGGAUGGGAGCCAAUGGUCAGGUUGUUUGCAGCAAUGCUGUCGGCACGCCGGAUUACAUAAGUCCCGAAGUGCUGCAGAGCCAGGGCGUGGACAAUGAGUAUGGCAGGGAGUGUGAUUGGUGGUCAGUGGGAAUUUUCCUAUACGAAAUGCUAUUUGGCGAGACGCCAUUCUAUGCCGACUCUUUGGUGGGCACGUACGGCAAGAUAAUGGACCAUAAGAACUCAUUGAGCUUUCCUCCCGAGGUGGAGAUUAGUGAGCAGGCAAAGUCAUUGAUUCGUGCCUUUUUGACGGAUCGUACACAGCGCUUGGGACGCUAUGGCAUUGAGGAUAUCAAAGCGCAUCCGUUUUUCCGGAAUGAUACUUGGUCCUUUGACAAUAUACGAGAGAGCGUGCCCCCGGUUGUGCCAGAAUUGUCAUCCGACGAUGACACAAGAAAUUUUGAGGACAUCGAACGUGAUGAGAAGCCCGAAGAAGUGUUUCCAGUGCCAAAAAGUUUUGAUGGCAAUCAUUUGCCAUUCAUUGGCUUCACCUACACGGGCGACUAUCAGCUCCUUUCUAGCGAUACGGUUGAUGCCGAAGCCAAGGAGCUGAAUUCAGUGAAUAGCAGCAAUGCCAACAGUAAUAAUCACGGCCCGGGACACAAUCAUCGUCAUCGGCCAUCGAAUUCCAAUGAGUUGAAACGUUUGGAGGCACUGCUAGAACGGGAGCGGGGUCGAGUAGAGGCUCUUGAGCAGCAGGAUGCCAAUUUGAGGCAACAAAUCGAUUUAAGCACCAAACGAGAGGCUGAACUGCAGCGCAUUGCCACGGAAUAUGAGAAGGAUUUGGUUUUGCGCCAACACAACUAUAAAGUGGCCAUGCAGAAGGUAGAGCAGGAGAUAGAGUUGCGUAAGAAGACCGAGGCGCGGCUGGUGGAGACCCAAAAGAAUCUGGAGAAUGAGCAAAAGACUCGAACCCGCGAUUUCAAUAUCAAUGAGAAGGUCCUUGUACUAGAGAAGCAAUUGCAAGAGAUGGAACAGAACUAUAAACAGGAAACAGAGCAUGCGCAAAAGCUCAACAAGCACAAUGCCGAGUUAGGCUUCUCCCUGAAAACGCACGAGGAGAAGGUACAUGAUAUGGUCGAAAUUAUUGAAACACUCCAAAAGCACAAAGAGGAACUGGGCCAGGAGAAUGCCGAAUUGCAAGCACAAGUGGUACAAGAGAAAAAUCUACGCUCUCAGCUCAAGGAACUGCAUAAGGAGACCGAAAAUAAAAUGCAAACCCUGACCAAUGACAUCGAACGGACGUUGGUGAGAGAACAAAAGGUCCAAGAGGAUAAUCGUGGUUUACUGGAAAAGAUAAGCGAACUUGAAAAGAGCAAUGCCAGUUUGGACUUUGAGCUAAAGGCGGCCCAAGGCCGCUAUCAGCAAGAGGUCAAAGCUCACCAGGAAACCGAGAAAUCUCGCCUUGUGUCACGCGAAGAGGCCAAUCUACAGGAGGUGAAAGCCCUGCAAUCCAAGCUCAAUGAGGAGAAAUCAGCACGCAUCAAGUCCGAUCAGAACUCGCAAGAGAAGGAACGUCAACUGAGCAUGCUAUCGGUGGAUUAUCGUCAAAUUCAAUUGCGUCUACAGAAACUCGAAGGUGAAUGCCGCCAAGAAUCGGAAAAGGUUACGGCCCUGCAAUCCCAAUUGGAUCAGGAGCACAGCAAACGCAAUUCCCUGCUGUCUGAGCUCAGCUUGCAUAGCUCUGAGGUGGCCCAUUUGCGUUCCCGCGAGAACCAAUUGCAAAAGGAACUGGCGGCCCAACGGGAGGCCAAGCGACGAUUUGAAGAGGAUUUGGCGCAACUAAAGUCCACCCACAAUGCGUCAUUGGCAAAUAAUCGCGAACUGCAAGCCCAAUUGGAGGCCGAGCAGUAUUUCUCACGCCUCUACAAGACCCAGGCUAACGAAAAUCGCGAAGAAAGUGCCGAACGUAUAGCCAAGAUCCAAGAUCUUGAGGAAGAACGUGUCUCUCUCAAGCACCAAGUGCAAGUGGCUGUGGCACGUGCCGAUUCCGAAGCCUUGGCUCGUUCCAUAGCCGAGGAGACCGUGGCCGAUCUCGAAAAGGAGAAAACCAUCAAAGAGCUCGAGCUCAAGGAUUUCAUUAUGAAGCAUCGCAACGAAAUCAACUCGAAAGAGGCUGCUCUCAACACACUCAAGGAGGCUGAAUCGGAGCUGCAUAAAAAACUUGGCCUUAAGAUCAACGAAUGUGAGGAUCUAAUGCAACAGCAUAAAAAGCAACAGGAUGAACUAACAUUGCUGCGGGCCAGCAAGGAUGAGGAGAUUGCCAAAUUGGUAGAGAAGUGCAAGAAUGAGGUACUCCUCAAACAAGUGGCGGUCAAUAAGCUGGCCGAAGUGAUGAAUCGUCGUGAUUCCGAUUUGCAAAAACAAAAGAGCAAGGCUCGCUCAACCGCCGAGUUGCGUAAAAAAGAAAAGGAGAUGCGUCGCCUGCAGCAAGAGUUGUCGCAGGAGCGUGACAAAUACAAUCAGUUGCUACUCAAAUAUCAAGAUCUCCAGCAGUUGACUGUCGAGGAGCAACAGCUGAAGCAGAAAAUGGUUAUGGAAAUUGAUUGCAAGGCCACCGAAAUUGAACAUUUGCAGAGCAAACUCAAUGAGACGGCAUCGUUGUCAUCGGCCGAUAAUGAUCCCGAGGAUAGCCAGCACUCCUCUCUGCUCUCACUCACACAGGAUUCGGUUUUCGAGGGAUGGCUAAGUGUGCCAAAUAAACAAAAUCGCCGUCGAGGUCAUGGUUGGAAGCGUCAAUAUGUGAUUGUAUCAUCGCGCAAGAUUAUUUUCUAUAAUUCGGAUAUAGAUAAGCAUAAUACAACAGAUGCUGUGCUUAUCUUGGAUCUGAGCAAAGUGUAUCAUGUGCGCAGUGUGACCCAGGGUGAUGUCAUACGUGCCGAUGCCAAAGAGAUUCCGCGCAUUUUCCAGCUUCUCUAUGCCGGUGAAGGCGCCUCCCAUCGUCCCGAUGAACAAAGUCAAUUGGAUGUGAGUGUUCUGCAUGGCAGCAACAAUGAGGAGCGUCCCGGCACUAUUAUACACAAGGGUCAUGAAUUUGUUCAUAUUACCUAUCACAUGCCCACAGCUUGUGAGGUGUGUCCGAAACCCUUGUGGCAUAUGUUCAAGCCGCCGGCGGCUUAUGAAUGCAAAAGAUGCCGCAAUAAGAUACACAAGGAGCAUGUAGAUAAACAUGAUCCACUGGCACCAUGCAAACUCAAUCAUGAUCCUCGCAGUGCACGUGACAUGCUUUUACUGGCUUCCACACCGGAGGAGCAAUCGCUAUGGGUGGCCCGUUUAGCGAAACGUAUCCAAAAAAGUGGAUACAAGGCGAAUUCAUCAUCAAACAAUAACAGUACAGAUGGCAGCAAAAUAUCUCCUAGCCAAUCGACGCGUUCCGCAUACAAACCGUAUGCGGUGAAUGUGCAACGCUCUGCCACGCUGCCAGCCAACUCGUCGCUGAAAUGAAUUAACGAAGUCUCCGCCAAGUUCAAGUCCAAGUCCAAGACAAUCGAGUCCUAGCCCCAACGAAAUUAUGCCUAUAUACAUAUAUAAAACUUUAUAUAUAUUUACUACUUACAACUAAAAUACUUAAUUUAAUGCCUUUAUAUAUAUAUAUACACUUACAUUUAAUAUAUACAUACAUAUAUGCUUUACAUACAAGUGAA